This is a messenger RNA of Solea senegalensis (Senegalese sole), 1250 nucleotides long. RefSeq lists its product as uncharacterized. The record is from RefSeq and is a predicted model, not a curated record. NCBI's taxonomy places the organism in Eukaryota, Metazoa, Chordata, Actinopteri, Pleuronectiformes, Soleidae. Gene Ontology annotation, molecular function: DNA binding. The coding region runs from base 178 to 1089 and encodes 303 amino acids. The transcript has 7 exons.
CAGGCGGUGAGGAGGAGAGUGAGCAGUCAAAAUGGACGCAUGAACAAAGAAAACUGUUCCGUGCAAUGCGGCCAUAUUUUUCUGGCCGAAGCAGGGGUUCCCUAAUUCGGGCCAUUGAGUUCGGCACCUCCAUGAGAGUACGCUCAUUCCACAUACUGCCCCGAGGGAACAAAGAAAAUGAGGGAAAACGCUCAGACAAAGGUCAGCCGGGCAAAGGUGUUUGUAAAAUAUCUUUGCCUCGGCUGGCCUUCCCUGACGGUUUGGGACUGGACUUUCUUGUUCAACGUCCCCCUCCUGAAGUUCUACCCUGGUCUCCUGCGCAAUGUUGGCCUGGCCCCAACGACAGUCGCACUGUAUGUGGGCCAGGCCAUCUCUUUCCUCGAACACCUGAGGGACACACCUCCGAAGCACUCGCGCCUCAAAAGUGUCGAGGUCAAUGUCCUUGUGCGAGAGCUGAGGACGGUAUACAAAGACAUUGGGAGGAAACUCGUUGGACACCAGUCGCUUGUGAAACAAGACGAGCAGCAGCAGCUGGUGUCCAAGGAGGACCUGGCCCAGGUCUUGGCCAGGGCCAAAAUGACACAGUUGCUUGAGGACAUGAAAAAGGCUCCAGUCCGAGACCCCAGGACCCAUUAUCGGUUCUUUGGCUACCUGGCGGCCGAUCUUUCAGCCAUAUAUGGCCACAGGUCAGGAGUGUUAACCAAAAUGAAGGUCAAAGAGGUCAAAGACGCUGUGGGGGACGAAAAGGCGGGCUACCUCGUGAAUGUGAUGGAGCACAAAACUGUAAGAAAGUUUGGCGUGGCACAGAUAUAUCUCACUCAGGAAGAAUAUGGAUGGUGCACUGAGUGGCUCCGCCUCCGACAGCGGGCGGUCCCCACAAAUCAAUACUUUUUCUCCACCCUUGGCCGUGGCGAGGCAAAGGAUCUCAUUAAAUACUUCAGGAAGGCCUGGUCGGAGAUGGGAUUGAGGGGAUCGCCCACCCUGAUGGAUAUCAGGUCAGCGGUGGCCACCUAUAACUUUGAGUCCAAUGAUUCGGAGGUGUGCCAGCAUGUGGCUACAUUUAUGUGCCAUGAUGUGAGGACACAGUAGCAGUUCUACUCGCUCCACAACAUCCUGAGCCGCGCGAAGCAGAUGAGGGAGCUUUUCGUGUGCAUGUCACUCAGAAGAGGACAACCUGCUCACUCAUCUGCUUCCACUGUGUCCUCCAUUGCGCCCUCCACUGCAGCGUUCUCCACCUCUGUGCCCUCCAC